AUCCUACAUUGCCUAUAUUGUCCUAACACUCUCAAUUAUAUAUGAUCACUAAUCUUAUCAUCCUCUUCUAAACCUCCCAUCCACAAAAAUUCCAAUGCCAAACGACGAUCGUCGGCAAUCGGAGUUACGAUCCUUCGACAACACCAAGGCCGGCGUAAAAGGCCUAGUGGACGGCGGCGCCUUUGUGAUUCCACAAAUCUUUGUCCAUCCGCCUCAUCAUCUUGAUGGAAUCACAGCAAAAUCUUGCUUAAGCCAACAAGUCCCCGUAAUUGACCUCGACGGGUUCAACAAAGAUCCCCAAAGACAUAAAGCUAUUCUCGAGGAGAUCUUGCGCGCAUCGCGGACAUGGGGAUUUUUUCAAGUGGUCAACCACGGUAUAUCCACGAGCACGCUUGAAGCCACGUUGGAUGGUGUCCGUAGAUUCCACGAGCAAGAUGUGGAGACUAAGAAGAAAUAUUACACUCGAGAUUAUACUAGGAAGAUGUUGUACAAUAGCAACCAUGAUUUGUACACCUCGCCCGCGGUGUGUUGGAGGGACUCGUUUAAUGUUAUCGUUGAACCCGGUCCACUAGAGCCCGAGGAACUACCGGAGGUGUGUAGGGACAUUUUGUCGAGAUAUUCGAAGGAAGUAAUAGAGCUCGGGACUAAUUUGUUCAAGUUGCUAUCCGAGGCUCUUGGACUCGAUCCAAACCAUCUCAUAGAUAUCGAUUGCGCACAAACUUUAGCACUCUUCGGGCACUAUUACCCGGCAUGUCCCGAGCCCGAACACACAUUAGGCACGAGGAAACAUUCCGACUAUAGUUUCUUGACAAUUCUUCUGCAAGACAACUUGGGAGGUCUCCAAGUGCAACACCAAGGCGAAUGGGUGAAUAUUGUCCCGUUGGCAGGAGCUUUAGUCGUUAACAUAGGCGAUCUUCUACAACUGGUAUCGAAUGACAAGUUAAGAAGUGUGGAGCAUCGUGUAGUUGUCAACCGCCGUGGUCCAAGGGUAUCAAUGGCGGCUUUCUUUGGGAGAGAUACCGUAGGAGUGAACUCAAGAUCCUACGGACCGAUUGGGGAGCUCUUGUCGGAAGAAAAUCCUCCAAAAUACCGCGCAACGACUAUUAGAGGAUACACAAGUUACUUUCACAAUAAGGGGGGUGAUGGCAUUUCGCCUUUAAAACAUCUUGAGCUUUAAAUAUGUAAGGGUGUGUUUUAUGGUUUCUGAAUAAUAAAAAAAUUGAAUUAAAAAAUAGUUGAAAACAAA
Molecule: messenger RNA, 1246 nt
Organism: Andrographis paniculata
Lineage: Eukaryota; Viridiplantae; Streptophyta; Magnoliopsida; Lamiales; Acanthaceae
Product: 1-aminocyclopropane-1-carboxylate oxidase homolog 1-like
Exons: 3
Coding region: 95-1177 (360 amino acids)
Source: RefSeq, a predicted model, not a curated record